Microsporum canis CBS 113480 is the source of this 1815-nucleotide messenger RNA. Its product is annotated as major facilitator superfamily protein. Gene Ontology annotation, biological process: transmembrane transport. Gene Ontology annotation, molecular function: transmembrane transporter activity. Lineage: Eukaryota; Fungi; Ascomycota; Eurotiomycetes; Onygenales; Arthrodermataceae. Bases 1 to 1815 code for a protein of 604 amino acids. The transcript is spliced from 4 exons. The record is from RefSeq and is a predicted model, not a curated record.
AUGGCCACUCCAGACAUCGAAAAGGUGGCCGCGGACGAGUCGUCCGUCAGGCCAGACUACGAGACGCCCAUCCACUCCCGCUCUCAGUCCAUCGCCUCCAGCUCUGGCUCCUCUGGCCACAGCUCUGCCCUCGAGCCCAUAGCUACCCACCACACGGAAGGGAACAGUAAUAACAUUAAUGGAUAUGACAUCUCGACCUGCAUGUCUCGCGCCACGGCUCGCGACCUUGAGCGCCAUCCAACCUUGCUCAGCCGCAUGGCCACCCAGAGAAGCCAGCACAACGAGACCGUUGGCUCUACCAGGUCCCGCCCCUUCGACAAACCGCUGCCCGAGUUUGGCGCCGGCAAGCCGUAUCCCCCCCCUCUGCCAGACAAGGAGGAGUACGUCGUCGAGUUCGAUGGACCGGAUGACCCCUUGCACCCUCAGAACUGGACGUUGAAGAGGAAGGUGUUCACGGCUCUGAUAUUGGCAUGGACGACUAUCGUCUCGUCGUUUACCAGCAGUAUCUUCUCCACUGCUACUCUCGAGGUCUCUCGUCUCUUCGGUGUCUCCCCCGAAGUAGGCCUACUCGGUCUCUCCCUCUACGUCCUGGGUUACGCCACCGGGCCUAUCGUCUGGGCUCCCCUCUCCGAGCUCCGUGGCCGACGCUUCCCCAUCAUUCUCGGCAGCGUGGGCUUCACCAUCUUCCAGUUUGGCCUUGCGUCGGCCAAGGACCUGCAGACGAUCAUGAUCUGCCGUUUCUUCGGCGGUUUCUUCGGCGCCUGUCCGGUUGCGGUCGUGGCAGCCGUCUUCUCUGACAUGUUCGACAACCGCCUUCGAGGACUGGCGAUCACCCCUUUCUCCAUGACCGUCUUCACCGGACCCCUGCUUGCUCCCUUCAUUGGCGGAUUCAUUGUCGACUCCCACCUCGGCUGGCGCUGGACUGCCUUCCUGCCCGGCAUCCUAGGCGCCAGUGCCCUUCUUCUCAACGUCUUCUUCCUCGCAGAGACAUACCCUCCCGUAGUCCUCGUCGAGAAAGCUGCAGAGCUCCGUCGUCUGACCAAAAACUGGGGCAUCCAUGCCAAACAGGAAGAAAUCGAGAUCGAGUUCGGCGAGCUGGUAGAGAAGAACUUCUCCCGCCCCAUCAAGAUCCUCUUCACCGAACCUAUCGUCCUUCUUCUCAGCAUCUACCUGGCCUUCAUCUACGGGCUCCUCUAUCUCUUCCUCACCGCCUACCCACUAGUCUUUCAGCAGAUAUACGGAUUCAGUAAGGGCGUUGGCGGGCUGCCCUACUUUGGAAUGGUUAUCGGCCAGCUCAUCGGCGGAGCUUCCAUCAUUUUCUCUCAGCCGUGGUAUAUACGCAAGCUUGAGGCUAACGGCGGCGUAACCGUCCCCGAGUGGAGGUUGCCACACGUUAUCGUCGGCGGUGUAGCCUUUUCCAUCGGGCUCUUCUGGUUUGGGUGGACUGGAUACAGGGCCGAUAUCCACUGGAUCGUGCCCACGGCUUCAGGCAUCUUCACCGGAUUCGGACUGCUGGUCAUCUUUCUGCAGAGCCUAAACUAUAUAAUCGACGCCUAUCUGCUUUUCGCCGCCUCUGCCAUUGCAGCAAAUACUCUCCUUCGAUCUAUUGCCGGAGCUGUCUUUCCUCUCUUUGCCUCGUACAUGUUUAAAGGCUUGGGGAUAAACUGGGCUGGGACCUUGCUAGGGUGUUUUUCUGCUGCUCUCUGCCCGAUCCCUGUCAUCUUCUACUUUUACGGCCACCGCAUCCGGGCUAAAAGCAAAUUCGGGCCCAAGUUUACUCUUGAGCAGGAGAUGGAGAGAGAUAUGUCGAGAUAG